AUGUUCAACGAUAGGUUUAGUUCAGCAGAUUUCGGUAGCCAUGAAAGCACUAAUUUUCAUAUUUGCCUGUUUGGCUCUGUUUUACUCAAGUUAUGCAGAACAUUGCAUGGUUAUUCUCCGUUCCGAUAUACCUGUCCGCGAUCCAGUGUACCUGAAAAUUGUGAACGGGCAGGCAGACCUUUGGGCACCGAACGGUCCAGCUCUUAUUUGGAAUUCAACAAACGAGAUAACGGCGCUCCUAUGUUCCGGAAGCAAUAACGCGUUGACGCACACGGGAUUGGCUACAAGCAGCAAGACCUGUGUAGACAGAACCACAUUCAAAGUUGAGGGAAUUCUCGCAACUUCACAAGAACUACAGUGCCGUAAUCAAAUCACCGGAGAUACAAUCAAUACGGCGCAAUCGUGUGGUGGUCGCGGUACAUUGCUUUAUUUGGGAUUCAAUUCACAAGUAUAUGGCUUCAUUUCAUACAUUCAUUCUUGCAUGGAUAUGCAACGUGCCUCUGUCCUGUGGACCAGACAUAUUCUUCCGGGUGCAGCCGUUGCCGGAUCUAUGAUUGAAUCUUCUCGUCCCGCGUGGAAGGUUGCAGGAAUGCCAUCCCAUGUUCGUCCGUCGACGUCUUACACGCAAGCUUCACAGUUGGAACGUUUAACUCAUCUGCUAGGUUCGGCAGAGCAAGCCUCCAAAUUUGUAUUUACGAAUUCGUUUAUGGCACGUGGACACAUGUCACCAGAUGCGGACGGAAUCUACAGAAGCUGGCAAUUUACAACGUACUUCUUUACAAAUGCUGUACCCAAAUGGCAGGUUGUCAAUAAUGGAAAUUGGGUUCGCGUGGAACGCGUAACACGUGAUACAGCCACUGCACUGCACGAGGACUUGGUCAUUAUUCAGGGUACGGAUGGAGUACUGACACUACCCCAUGAAGAUGGCAGAGAGAUUCCAAUUACGCUGGAAGACGGUGGCAUUGAGGCACCCCGUUGGAUCUGGAAAAUUAUCAAGUCACCAAAGUUGGAUGCCGGAAUUGCAUUUGUCACAUCUAACAACCCGUUCGAAACAGCCAUCCAUCCGACGCAGUUCGUUUGCGUGGAUGUGUGCGGUGAAACAGGCUGGGCACAGGAUGAGUUUUCCAAUUUCGCACGUGGCUAUACGUACUGCUGUGAUCCGAAUGAGCUCGUCGCUAACGUGCCGACUGCAUCCCCUGAGGGGAGCGUCGGGAGAAUUCUGCUGAGGACAAUGGUGUGAAUGUAUUGAAGUUGAAAUACGCAUUAAAAAUAAUCAAUUGGUUUGAAUGCAUACAUAAAUAAAAGGGCAUGUAUCUACUGGUGGAGAAAGUAGAAUGAACAGUUUGUAAUGCACAAUAAUGGUCAGCCAUAAAUCAUUAUCCUAAUACCUUGAAAAUGCAAAUCUUACCUUUUUGUCUUCCUCGUACACUAAGCGUACUUAACCUUCCGUAACUCGCGCGGUUGCCCACCACCGUCAGCACCACGCUAAUGCUGGACACGAAAAGCGAGAUUAUUUCAACGUGUUGUACAAAAUACAACAGCGCGAUUGCUCGAGGGUUAACUG
This is a messenger RNA of Aedes albopictus (Asian tiger mosquito), 1564 nucleotides long. RefSeq lists its product as uncharacterized. Gene Ontology annotation, cellular component: nucleus; mitochondrial inner membrane. The transcript has 2 exons. Gene Ontology annotation, molecular function: metal ion binding; RNA endonuclease activity; single-stranded DNA endonuclease activity. Gene Ontology annotation, biological process: apoptotic DNA fragmentation. The record is from RefSeq and is a predicted model, not a curated record. Bases 41 to 1240 code for a protein of 399 amino acids. Lineage: Eukaryota; Metazoa; Arthropoda; Insecta; Diptera; Culicidae.